Acanthosepion pharaonis is the source of this 684-nucleotide messenger RNA. The record is from the annotation of a GenBank genome assembly. Lineage: Eukaryota; Metazoa; Mollusca; Cephalopoda; Sepiida; Sepiidae.
AUGGUCAGAAGAAAGUCUGUGACAACUUUACAACUCUGCUGGACAAUUCUUCUUGUUUAUUCUGUUCCAACAGUUCUGACGAGUGAAUAUAAAAAAGCAAAGAAAGGGGAUAAUGUUACCCUCAUGUGUAACGCAAAGAAACCCUUAAAUUGGUGGAAUAAAAAAGGCGACAUUAUCGGUCGGCAGAAAGGAAGAAUUCAGCAAAACAUAUAUGGCAACCUCAUCAUAAAGUCUGUUCGACUCUCAGACAGCGGACUUUAUACUUGUUCCAAUAUUAAUGGCAGCGUCAAACAUAAAUCAAUAGAACUCAAAAUAUCAGCCGCUCCGUCUUUUUUCAAUGUAACCAGUGAGGUUAAUGUGAAGAAGAACGAGGAGGUCGUUCUCUAUUGCAAUGCUGAAGGACACCCUGAACCCAACGUCACAAUGUUUAUGUACGAAAAUGGACGGAUACAGAAAAUUGCCAAUGGUACAACGUUAAAUACGAGAAUUCCAUGUAAAUAUUGUAUAGUAGUUUUUUUGUGUAAAGCAGAAAAUAGUCUCGGGGAAGAUUCCGUCAACAUAACGGUUAAUGUCGUUGGUAAACCAGAAGUCAAAAUUUUAGAGAGCCCUGUUACUGGAGAUACCGUAUAUGCAAUGGUUAAAAAACGGGAAACUUAUCAAGACGACAAAUGGGAAAUCAAUUAG